UGGUGAUUCUUAAUUGAUCGCUCUCAGGUGGCACCUGCGUGCGUUGUGCGCAGAAAGCAACAGGAAUCCGGUGAUGUCUUGCGAACAGAGAAUAAAAAAAGCUUUCUCUUUAUUUGUGGUAGUUGUUUAUUUUCACGUUUUUCCAGUUUGCUAUUCGGUGAGUUUAGCGAAGUGGGAAAAGUUUAAACAAGACAGCGACGUCCAGCAAGGAAAUUGGCGCCGGGAUGAGCAGAGUCAGGACGCAAAUCUGCGCACAUCGGACAAGCCGCGACUCCAGCAGCUUCGGCCUGAAUCUGUUGCCUUUUCCGAGGAGCCGUUCCCAUAUUUCAGUAUAUGGACACAUAAUGAAACUGGCAGCAAGUCUGCGCCCAGCAGCUUAUCCUGGGUUGUCGGUAAUAUCAGUGUGGAACCAAGCUCCUCGUCUUUAGGCUCUGAAUAUGGAUAUCAAGCAGAUGUAACAGGCUUUCAUGGAGACCAGGGGAAGGUUUGGGGCCCAUCGUUUGACUCCGGUCCACGUUCCUCUGAAUGGCUGGCUAUGAGGCCUUUGGUGCAGUGUGAUGAUGAUGCCAUGACCUUCACUGCCUCAGGUCAAGGAUUCGCACAUCUGUUAGUGGACAGAGGGGGAUCCUCUCCCAUCUCCCUGUUCCAGUUACCACCAUACUGUGGGUACUCAGUCAGGAUGUCAUGGAGUGACCUUGAGGUGAUGGUGCCAUUCGAUGCAUGUUAUGUUACACAUGAGAAUGGCAGUCAUGUGCUGCCCCUGCUGUGGUGGGGCAGCCCACUGAAGCUCUCCUGUCCAGUGCAGAUGUUCACUCCUGCCCCUUCCUCAUCCCCCUCUACCCUGUCAGUCUUCUGCUCCCCCUACAGCAUGGCGGUACAGACACAUGGGCAGGAGCAGGAUAUACUGCUGCUGGGAGUCAUGGUGAAUGGAGGUUGGGGACCAUUUGUAUCUGAAGAGUGUGCGUAUCAUGUCCACUCCCAGCCUGAGGAGCUCACCUUCUACAUCCCCUACAGUGCUCCUUGUAUCACUAUCGGAGACAGCCUGUAUGUUCAGUUUAUAACAGAUGAUCAGGGAUACAAACUCUCCUGUCCAGUCCCUCCACAGUUUCCAUCCGCCCCCUCUCCGCCCUCUUCUCCUACUCCAUCUCCUGGUGACCCUCAGUUUCCCUACUUUCCAGAUGUUGUUAGUCAUGCACUCCCCACUCCUCCUCCCCCUCCUCAUAUUCCAGACUACUCAUACCCUGGGCUCCAGUACCCCCAGCUUCCCCAGGUCUAUCCUCCUGGUCCACAACCCCCACGCCGCCCCCAGCCCACUUCUGACAGUCCUCCAGGGCACCAGCCCCAACAGCAGCAGUUCCUCUACCCCACAGGGCUUGAAGAGUUACCCAGCUCUCCUGGAGAGCACCCAGAGCUUCCUUCCCUUUAUUACCAGCCUUCGUUGGUGGAUCAAACUACAUCUGUCUCAAAUCGUAGCCCAACUCAGGGUAGUCAUUCCCAUCAAGCUUAUAAAUUAUCUCCCAGGCCUUCUCAGUAUCCCUCUGCUCUGCCUUACCCCUAUGACGAGGGUCUAUUUUAUCCACCUAGUUUUUACAGCUCUCACUAUCCUUAUGGACCAGUUUCCUACCCAAACCCUGAUCUUGAGGUGCAACCACUUGCUGCUUCACAUCCAACCACCAGGAUUACGGUUCCCAAAAAACCGGACAGUCCCCCUUAUCCCUCUGGCCAGUUUUACCCCUUUUACUUCCCAUCUCUUCUGGCUGCCAAAGAGAAGCCUCCAACCAUUCCUCAGAAACUCACAGCUUCACAAGCCACCUGCCCCCCUGGCGCCACUCACAGCAUGUGUACCUACUAUACUUAUCCUUAUUAUCCCCAUCAUCCUCUCCACUACCCUCCUGUGCCCCAGUAUAGAGAUACUCAAUUACCAGUGAGAAAGCCUUCAGCCACCACUACUUCUGCUAUUAUGACUGCAACAGUUCAUCCGACUCCAGAGAUGCACCACCUCCGGUGUCUAACAAGGAGAAUGGUCAUCUUCCUGCCUUUUGCUCACCCAGACUCCAUCCAGGUCAGAGACCACAUGAAGAAAUGGCUGUUCCUCUUCAGCGUCUCUCCGCUUUGUGGGUACAGGCUACAGAUGGGUCACGGCCCUGGAGUAAUCCUUCACUCUCCUCUGCCUGCCUGCCACAGCAAGUCACGGUCUCCCGCGACCAUUUCCUUAACUCUGAGGUUUUGGGACCUGUCCAUGGCGCAGUAUAGGACUGUGGACCUGCAAUGCCCAUAUGAAAGUACCCCUGAAACUCCUGAAGUGGUUAGCCUACUAGCCUCCCCUAGCCCCCCCAGUACCACCAAGGAGAAGAUCAGCCCAUUUGUUGUCCCAAAGCCUAAAGUGUCCUGCUCCUACCAUCGAAUGACCGUGGAGCUCCCCUCUGGACCCAUCUCUGGAAUUGUUGUUAAAGACAUGAAAGGGAACCAGAUGAAACUCCAGGAUGCCCCAAAGCACUGUGGGUAUUCUGUAAUCAAAGGCAAGGAUGGCCAAAUCCGUUUGAGUCUCCAGUUACACUCACGUUGCCGCAUGAGUGUGCAGGGCCAAAUGUACAUCAUCACUGUUGUCUAUAUGACAGUAAAUGGGCAAAGGGAGGCUCAGCUUUCCUGUCCACUUGUCAUCCCAGGGUCUGGAAAAGAGUGCGAGCUUCCUAGCGAACAGCGUCUCCCCUGCGGACCCAGCUCUGUAUCCCAGCCACAGUGCCUCUCUGUGGGCUGCUGCUUCAGCAAGUACCCCCCUGCCUGCUACUACCCCAUGGAUGAGUGCACUAUUGACCGCCACUUUGUCUUCUUGGUGCCUGCCACCCUCACGGAGCCCCCUCUUUCCCCUGCCUUUCUUACCACUGCUGACAACUCCGCCUGCAAACCUCAGAGAGUGACUUCUGAAUAUGCCCUGUUCAAGAUCCCAAUAGACGGCUGUGGGACACGCAGAGUGACGGUGGGCAAAGCAGUGAUCUAUAUGGUGGAGGUUAUCAGCAGGUUUCAGGCAAUCAGCCUCAACUAUGGCACCAUCACAAGAAGUUCUCCUGUCAGGUUGUUAGUAGAGUGCCACUAUCUGCCAGAUACUGUCCUGACUGUGGGCUACCUGGUUAAAACACCUACUCUUGGACCUGGAGUUCAGACCCAAGGGAUAUUUGGAGUCCAGCUCAGGAUUGCCAAAGAUGGCCAGUACAGCAGCUACUACCCUCAGUAUCACCAGCCCCUGCAGAUGCUGCUGGGGAAACCCCUUUACCUGGAAGUGCGGCUGCUUAACGCCCCGGAUCCCAGUUUGGUGCUGCUGGUGCACUUCUGUGUGGCCUACCCCCGCUCUGGAAAUGCUGUGUGGGUGCUGCUUUACAAUGGAUGUCCAAACCCCUUGGAUCCAGCCCUUAAACAGGCUGUACUGCCUGACCCUCAACCACCGUCUUCUCCGGGUCAGACCCGUCGUUUCACCAUCAGCACCUUCCAGUUCCUUCCUGAUGGUGAUUUCAAGGAUCUGGAUGAAGAGAUCUACUUCAUGUGUUCAACUGAAGUCUGCUCGCCACGUGAUGGGCCUUGUGUUGAGGGUUGCUUUGGCCAACGACAUUAUCACAUGAAAGAUGCUUGAUGUUGGUCAAUAUGACAAGGUCUCAGACUUCACUUGUUUAACCACCAAUAAAAGCUCCUUAAGGACA
Messenger RNA from Monopterus albus (swamp eel), 3692 nucleotides. RefSeq lists its product as uncharacterized. Gene Ontology annotation, molecular function: acrosin binding; structural constituent of egg coat. Gene Ontology annotation, biological process: binding of sperm to zona pellucida; prevention of polyspermy. Bases 74 to 3625 code for a protein of 1183 amino acids. The record is from RefSeq and is a predicted model, not a curated record. NCBI's taxonomy places the organism in Eukaryota, Metazoa, Chordata, Actinopteri, Synbranchiformes, Synbranchidae. The transcript is spliced from 19 exons. Gene Ontology annotation, cellular component: egg coat.